AUGUCAGAAGCCCCAGGUCAAACCCCGAGCUUGUUGAGGAGGGCCACCACGAUGUUGAAGCGGGCAAGAACGGUUCUCCAGCCUACUCAUCCCAUUAUACCGAAGCUCGACGAGAGCCACGAGGAGUUGCUUUCGCCGUUGCUAGUGGAUACCAAGGCCACGCUGGUGAGCAAGAGAUUCAUGGUGCUGUCCAGCUUGGACGUGCCCAUGGUAGUGUUGAACCUCAACGUGAGGCCGGGCGAGCGGCACUUUGUCACCUGGUUCAUCAUUUCUUCGUAUUUCCCCUUGAUUGCAGCGUGUCUUGGCCCGUUGGCAAAUAUGAUCAGCAUCGUAGCCCUCAUCCAGCAUUGGAGACAGGACAAGGUAACUGGAGAGUUGUUGCCCGACCCGCGGCACGUGAUGGUUUUGAACGGACUAUCGUUGGCGUUGGGUGUUCUCGGCAACAUUUCGUUGUUGAUGAACUUUUCAAGAUCGGUGAAGUACUUGAUUACCCAGUGCAUCUCCAUCUGCUGCUGGUUUUGUGCGUCGAUGCUUUUGGUGGCAGCGAUGUUGAUAACCAGGUACAGGGAGAUGGGGACGCUGCUGAGCUUGGCUCUAUCGGAGGGUUUCUACUUUGCCUGCUUCACCGCUGGCUACUACUUUCUGUGCAUGAUCAUUCUUUUGGUCAACUUUGCCGGCUACAAGUUGAAAAAAUACCCCGCGACAUUCAAUUUGGACCAAAAGCAAAGGACGUUGAUGUUUUACACGAUAUUGUUUGCCAUGUGGGCCGUGGCUGGCGCAGUAUCCAUGAGCCAUUUGAUCAAGGACUUGACCUACGGGCUGUCCUUGUACUAUUGCAUAGUCAGCUUCUUGACGGUGGGGCUUGGAGACAUCUUGCCCGAGACGGCAGCUGCCAAGGCCAUGGCUCUUGUUUUUUCCUUGGGAGGUGUGUUGAUCAUGGGGCUAAUUAUCGCAACUUUGCGCUCGGUCAUCCUUGCCUCGGCGUCGCCGGCGAUCAUCUGGGAUGCAACAGAAGUUGCGCGAAUCAAAUGUCUUUGCGAACUCAAAAGGGAAAACCGCCGGUUGUCGCCCGAUGACUCCUACCAGAAGAUGCGCCGUAUUCGCCAUCACGUGCAUAAGAAGCACAACACCUUUUCGCUGAUCUUGACGAUACUAGUGUUUAUCCUGUUUUGGCUUAUAGGAGGGCUAAUAUUCCACUACGUUGAGCACUGGUCGUGCUACAAUGCCUUUUAUUUCUGCUCGCUUUGUCUAUUGACAAUAGGGUACGGGGACUUUGCUCCUCUGACCAGGCUUGGCCGAUGUUUCUUUGUCAGCUGGGCCAUUACGGCGGUGCCCAUGAUGACGAUAUUGAUAUCGAGUGUCGGUGAUUCGCUAUACUCCGGGAUCAACAGCUUUAGUGCCAUUUUCACCAAUUUCAUGAUUCCGAUUGAUGCAAACGGCGAGUUGAACAAGUUGCUCAAUCGCCAGGCGAAGGAGGAGGAGAACGAAAACCAGGUGGGGAUGAAUGGGUUGUCUAGAGUUGAAGAAGAUCUUCUCAAGCUCGAAGGUGACGAUGAGGCUGAAGACGAAGCCGCUAGCCACGGAAUCCACCGGUUGAGCUACGAUUCAACUCUGGAAACGGCCAACUCGACUCUGGUUGGCGUCAACAAGAUUAGACGACGACUAGUUCGCCAGAAAAGUUCUCAUGAACAGCUUUUGGGGUACCUAGAGAGACUCAAACCGCUAAUAUCCGACGGCAUCCAGAGCCCCGACAAAAAAUAUACUUUUCAGGAAUGGAACACAGCAUACAAGACGUUGGAGUUGAAGAAAGUCCCCGAUGAUGUUGAAAUGGAAGACUACGGAGGUUUUUGGCUCGGACAGUAUAGCCCCUUGCGACUACCUUUGAAAGAGCCAAACUACCUAAUGUUGAGGGUAUACUACAAGAUUGAAGAGUCGUUGGCGACAAUUGUUGAGUCUGAAAGACAGGAAUUGCAGAGCAUCAAUGAGUUGGAGGACGAUAGGCCGCGAGCGAAAGAUAGCAAGCCAGUAUAA
This is a messenger RNA of Lodderomyces beijingensis, 2031 nucleotides long. NCBI's taxonomy places the organism in Eukaryota, Fungi, Ascomycota, Pichiomycetes, Serinales, Debaryomycetaceae. The record is from the annotation of a GenBank genome assembly.